This is a messenger RNA of Bathycoccus prasinos, 1863 nucleotides long. RefSeq lists its product with no specific name. The coding region runs from base 1 to 1863 and encodes 620 amino acids. Lineage: Eukaryota; Viridiplantae; Chlorophyta; Mamiellophyceae; Mamiellales; Bathycoccaceae. The transcript has a single exon. The record is from RefSeq and is a predicted model, not a curated record.
AUGGUGAUCCAAUUGAAAAUCUCGAACGCGUCAUCAUCAACAAAAAAAGGAAGGAUUCCUAAAGCAACAACAAAUGCCGCCGUCGGCGAUACAAACGACGAAAACUCUGUUUCGUCUUCAUCUUCUUCAUCGUCGUCGUCAUCAUCAAAAUCAUCAAAAUCAGGAAAGAAAGCGAAUCAUUCAGACGAUAUUGUGUAUAGUAGUGGUAGUAAUAAUAACAACAACGACCCGGUGAGCAUCUAUAACGAAGAGAUGAAGGACGUGGAAAAGUUGUCCUUGGAAGAGCUCUCUCGAAACUUUGUCGAGGUGGAAUACACAGGACCCAAGGCAUCCACAUCUUCGCCGUCCUCGAAAGGAAAGAUGAACACGGUGUUCAGAAACGUGUUAUCCUCUAUUUUUUCCCCGCAAUGGAUUGCGCUCGCGCUGACUUACGUCGUUUUGAAACGUUUUCGAGACGAGAGAGACGUAAAGUUGGUGAAGGAAAUGCUCUCGAUGGAGGAGAAAGAUUUGAACGAACUUCCGGUGAACGAGAGACGCGUGGAAAUAGAACGAGCGCGUUUGAAAUGGAGGCUGAAACAGUUGCGCAAAGACAGAACAAAGGUGAAAAACUUUAAAAAAGUGGAAAUUAUGAUUACGGAAAGACUGAAAAUGCUGACUCGAAUGAAGAUGAAACAGGCCGAGGCGGAAGUAAAACGCGCGGAAUGGCUCGAACGAGUCGGCGACGCCCAGGGCGCGGAAAGUGCCAUCAAAGAAGCCGAGCGGAUAGUCGAUUUGAAAACAGGAACGAUAGAUAUCGCUGGUAAGAAGAUGAAAACUCCGCACCCGGGCGCGAAUUUGAAAUGGAUGAAACCGGAAGAUUACGUCGAACAAUUGCAAAAAUCUUUUCUGGCUAAAACGGAAGAAGAUAAAGCAGACGAUGCAAGCGGAAAAGAUGAUGUCAUCAUUCCCACGCUGCUACCCGAGAUUGACGAAAGAAAUGGAAAAGGAUAUGACGGAUCUGGUCGAGACGGGAAAACUGUUUUUAGCAACAUUACCGAUAGCAUCGAUAGCGCCGCGGUGGAUAAUAUUAGCGAAGAAGAGAUUAAAAAAGUUGAAGCGAAGGUUAAAGAGUUUUCUUCGUCUGCGAGUAGCGCUGCGAGCAAAAAUAGCGAAGAAGAACAAAUGCCUGCAGAUUUAGAGGAAGCACUUAAGAAUAUGGAUAGAGAUUUCAUGACGAUGAAAUACACCGAAGACGAGCUUUUUGAAAAGUACGAAGCCGUGCUGGAUAAGUACGGCUUGAAUGUGCCAAAAAACGAAACCGGCGCUUCCGAGGAAGAUUUCUACAAGCAGAUGGAUUUCGGCGAGGAAAGCAAAGACGAAAGUAAUCUUCACCCGCAACUCCGCGAUCCAUACUAUUACAAAUCGUUACGAGCUGUCCACGCUAUUUUCGUCAACAGACCAAACCAAGAAUACGAGGAGUUUCUGUGCAUGCAAAUGGUUCCGGGAGAAAUACCGGAAAAGGAGAGACCGAAAGAUACGUUUCACGUGGUUGCUUUUGAGUCCAUAGAAGACGCCGAACGGUUUUGCCACUUGACGCGUUCGCAGCGAGAAGCGAAUGAAGAUCCCGUAUAUACGACUCGACCGUUUUCGGUGAACGGUUUAGAAGACGAAGCGGGAAAAAUUAACCGUGGCGUAACCGUCGUCGGUGCGAGUCGAGUGGAUUUGAAACCCGGGCGUUCGGCUACUUUAAUUUUGAACGAAAUCAUGAGCAUAGGAAACGAGGUGUACUUUUGGGAAUUCGCAAAACAGUGCAAGCGCACGUUCGACGAGAAGGAGGAGCAAAUGAAGAAACCGGCGCCACCAACCAUCGACGGAGCGUUUUGA